GUCGGGAUUCAUGGAAGAAAAAAUUUGACCCGAUAUCAAAUCACUAUGAGGCAGGGCAAGACGGAGACGAGCAGGUGGAGACAAUGGAGACAAAACCCGUCCCCGCUCCGCGAUCUCUACGCUCAAACCUGCGCCCCGCACACACCAUAAAACACGACCCAGCGCCCCCACCAGUCCACCACCACAACACCACGAUGCCCGCAUCCCCGUCGCAUCCCUCGCCGGCGCCGGCGACGCCCUCCUCCUCCGUGGACACCCCUAGCCGACGCCGGCGCCUCCUCCCGUCCAAGUCCAAGCCCAACCAAUCGUCGACGCCGACCUUCGAGCCCCCCUCCCCGUUCCACCGGUUCCUACCCUCCCCUCUGCCCGCCUCCUCCGUGCCCUUCUCCUGGGAGCACCGCCCGGGCAUCCCCAAGACGCCUGCCCGGAACCGCCAGUCCUUGAAGGGCGCCGGGAAGACGCUGCCGCUGCCGCCGUCGCUGCUCUCCAGGGCCUGCACCGGCGGCGGCGCCGACCCCUACUCCUGCAUCGUCCUCGCCGAGUACGCCGCGAUGCACCCUCCGCCGGAGCAGCUGCAGCGCGGCCGCGCGGGGCGCCUGGGGUGGAGUGUGCGCGGCCGGAGCUGCCGGCCGCGGCUGGGCAACGCCCUGGCGGAGUGGCUCUCCGUGCUCAGCCUCUGCCGCUCAUGCAAGCGCGCCGCCGCGUGCUUCGCCGCCAAGGCCAAGUCGUCGGUGGCCUAAGUCUGAGAGAGAUAAGUAUUGCGGUCUGCACGCGUCAUCAUCUCACACCGUAUGUGUUGAUACUACUAUAUAUAGCAAUGCUGUUGUGUGUUUGGAUUUGGGCUGAUUUGCUGUAAAUUAGAGGUAAUCAGGAUAUAUGCCUGGUUUAUAGAUAAUUUCAUAUACGCGUGAUUUACAGUUAAAUGUUAAUUAGCAGUAGUCGUAGUGUUUGCCCAAAUAAUUCGGCACCAUUUGCCGUAGCCACCGAAAUGUUGGUGCUGUUGCUUGUGGCAUGUGCUUUAGUAAGCAGCAUUAAUUAAUUACUGGGUUAAUUUGGGUUUAGAGUUUAAACCUGUGG
This is a messenger RNA of Phragmites australis (common reed), 1077 nucleotides long. RefSeq names its product vegetative cell wall protein gp1-like. The transcript has a single exon. Bases 84 to 740 code for a protein of 218 amino acids. The record is from RefSeq and is a predicted model, not a curated record. Lineage: Eukaryota; Viridiplantae; Streptophyta; Magnoliopsida; Poales; Poaceae.